AUGACGACCAAGGGAAGCUGUGCCUGCGGGGCCAUCGCCUACCAAUUCGAGGGCGAAGCAUUGACCAAGGCUCUGUGCCACUGCAUCGACUGUCAAAAGUGGACAGGCGGCGCCUUCACCUCCAACGCCAUCGUGCCGCGUACCGCCUUCUCCGUGACCAAGGGCACGCCGCGGACGUGGGACGCCGUCGCCGCCAGCGGCAAGAUCAACAAGCACUUCUUCUGCGGCGACUGCGGGUCGAGCCUCUACACGGAGCUCGAGGUCCUGCCGGACGUGACGUGCGUCAAGGCCGGCGGGCUCGACGGCGGGGCCGCGAGCCUUGACGGCGUCAUCAAUGUCGAGUAUUACACAAAGGACCGCGUGUCGUACCUUGGCGAGGCGCUGAACGCCGAGCAGAAGACGCACUUUGGGUAG
Messenger RNA from Verticillium dahliae VdLs.17, 414 nucleotides. RefSeq names its product DUF636 domain-containing protein. NCBI's taxonomy places the organism in Eukaryota, Fungi, Ascomycota, Sordariomycetes, Glomerellales, Plectosphaerellaceae. The record is from RefSeq and is a predicted model, not a curated record. Bases 1 to 414 code for a protein of 137 amino acids. The transcript is spliced from 3 exons. Gene Ontology annotation, molecular function: carbon-sulfur lyase activity.